Messenger RNA from Pseudovirgaria hyperparasitica, 4371 nucleotides. RefSeq lists its product as uncharacterized. The transcript is spliced from 6 exons. Gene Ontology annotation, biological process: transmembrane transport. The coding region runs from base 1 to 4371 and encodes 1456 amino acids. Gene Ontology annotation, cellular component: membrane. NCBI's taxonomy places the organism in Eukaryota, Fungi, Ascomycota, Dothideomycetes, Acrospermales, Acrospermaceae. The record is from RefSeq and is a predicted model, not a curated record. Gene Ontology annotation, molecular function: ATP binding; ATP hydrolysis activity; ABC-type transporter activity.
AUGCCAUCAUACGUUGCUCCACUUAGGCGUGUAUCUGCUUACAACAACUUUCCAGAUUACGACAAUGCAGACCUUCGACGUCUACAAUAUGACAAUCAGCUUCAUGUGCAGAUCAACGAUCAAGUUGAGGAGGCUGCAGCAGAAUUGUAUCGAUCUGUCACUGACAGGUCGUCAAAAUCUCAGGGCAUAGAUCCCGCUUUCACUGAUUUCGAAGCCUAUGUCAAAUCAAACCACCGUCCUCCUCCUUUGAGCGUUUGCUUCAAAUCACUCACCACAUACGGUCGAGCUAGAGGUCCGGUCAAAGCUAAGACACUAAAGGAGGCUCUAUGGAGGACUUUCACUCUUCGAGAUAUCUACGAGGGAUCCAUCCAGCCGCUUCUUUUUCCUACGAGCAUCGAAGACGGUCAGGCCCUGAUUCGUGACUUUACGGGAAUCGUUCGAAAUGGUGAGAUGAUGCUCGUGCUGGGGAACCCAGGAUCGGGCUGUAGCACCUUCCUACGUACCAUUGCAAAUGACCACGCUUCAUUCCUAGGAGUAAGAGGCCACCUGGACUACUCCGGCAUGGCACCCUCAAAUGUCAUGAAACAUUUCCGAGGAUCCGUCGCCUACAUACCUGAAGAUGACACCCAUUUACCGACCUUGACCGUCCGCCAGACGCUCGACUUUGCUCUCAUGAAUAAGACACCUAGAAAGCUACUUCAUGAAGUGCCGCGAUUUCUUGAAGAAUUCGGGCGCAUCUUUGGGAUGUCUCACGCUAUGGACACACUUGUCGGCGACGACUUCAUUCGAGGAAUUUCUGGUGGCGAACGGAAGAGAGUUUCGAUUCUCGAGUCAAUGGCCUCCGGAUCAUCGGUCAAUGCCUGGGAUGGAACAACACGGGGUCUAGACUCCUCGUCUGCACUUGACUAUAUGAGGUCACUCCGAAUCAUGACUGAUACCUGUGAGAGGGCAAUGGUUGUUUCGAUAUACCAGGCAUCGGACGCUAUGUAUGACCUUGUUGACAAAGUCAUGCUUAUUGAAGACGGUAGAAUGCUUUAUCAGGGACCAGCACGUGAUGCCGAAUCUUACUUUAACUCUCUCGGCUACGAACGACAGCAAAGGCAAACAAUGAGCAGUUUUCUUACCAGUGUAGCCACAUCUAGCAGAGAUAACAUUCGGUCAGGUUGCGAAUCCUGUGCGGUGCGGGGUUCCAAAAAUCUUGAGUACGCUUUUCGGCAGAGCCAGACCUUUAAAGAUAUAGAGACGGAAAUUCGUCUCUACGAAGCCGAGCAAUUGAGUGGGACAGAUAGACUUCGGCCGGCCUCCGAAAGAAGUGCAUCCGAGUCAAUUACGAAUGGUUCGAUCAUUCAGCAACGCGCACAAGAAAGAAAGUCUCGAUUCGUCUCUUCGGGCUCGUCUUACAACACGUCAUUCGCGCGCCAAGUACAGCUAUGUUUACAACGACAGAUAUGGCAGAUGAAAGGACAAAUGGCUACAUUCAUUACAAGAUUCACGUGUAUUUUCGUAUCUGCGUUUCUCAUUGGAUCAAUGUUCUACAAAAUGCCAAACGAUACUGCAGGUGUUUACUCCCGAGGUGGAUUCAGCUUCUAUUCUGCAGUAUUGGUCGCUUGGUUUCAGCUCGCUGAGCUUGAAAGUGCUUUCUCUGAUAGAUUUGUCGUCAAUCGACAGAGAAGAUUCGCCAUGGUGAGACCUGGAGCCGUAGUCAUGGCCAAAACUAUCAUGGAUAUUCCGGUUACAGUCUUCUUGUCAACACUUUAUUCGCUUGUGGCAUAUUUUCUAGGAGGUAUGAAGCGUGAGUCAGGCAAUUUUUUCACAUUCGAUCUGGCGGUUGUGUUGAGUGCUAUGGCGUUCACAGCCAGCUAUCGGCUUUUCGCUGCCGCUUCUCCCCGCUUAGAGAUUGCCUUACGAUACAGCGGAUUGUACCUUUUGGUGUCCAUGAUAUUUGGAGGCUAUGUUCGUGGUGUCGACCAACUCAUUUCUGAUGUCCCCUGGGUAGGCUGGCUUGCUUAUCUGACACCGGCUCUGUACGCUUUCGAGAUCAUCAUGGCAAUGGAAUUUCAUGGACGUCAAUUCCCCUGCGAACAAGGAUCCGUGAUACCUUCCGGACCGGGCUAUGAUAAUGUAGCAUAUCAGAGCUGUGCUUACGAAGGAAUAGGUACUGGGCAACUGACACUCAAUGGUGACGAAUAUCUCAAAGGAACCUUCGGAUUCUAUUAUAGCAACGUUGGUAGGAACUUUGGUAUCCUGAUUCUGUUCUUAAUUGGUUGUGUUACAAUUAACAUACUACUGGCCGAGAAGGUUUUGUGGGCAUCAGCUGGAAGCUCCCUUGAGUUUUCACACAAACCCUGUGAUCGACAGAAGACUGUGCUGAAAGAUGAGGAAAGCGACGGAGACUGCUCUGAGAAGACUGUGCCCCUAGAGCUCCCGAAUGAGACAACGCCACAUCAAAUAUCGCAGGGAACCAUCUCGGCGCCAAAGACCGCAUUCUCAUGGCGUAAUUUGAACUAUACCGUCCAACAUGCUGGUUCUAGCAAACAGCUUUUAGAUGAUGUCUCUGGAUUUUGUGAGCCGGGCUCUUUGACAGCUUUGGUAGGCGUGUCCGGGGCUGGAAAGAGUACUCUCAUGAAUGUCCUAACGCAACAGGCACCAGGACAUGUGACUGGUGCCAUCAAAAUUGGCAGUCAGGACGUCAACACCUCAAUCGUUCGAGACUUAGGUUUCUGUCAACAGGCUGACAUUCACGUCGAAACAGCAACCAUCCGAGAAGCGUUCGAGUUCUCAGCUAUACUCAGGCAAAAUGCCGAUGUAUCAAAAGCCGACAAGCUCGUUUACGUUGAUCAAGUCCUCGAGAUCCUUGGCCUGGCCGAACUGCAACAUGCGCUCAUUCAGUCAGUCAGUCUUGAGCAACGUAAGCGGACCACUAUUGGCGUCGAGCUUUGUUCAAAGCCAGCGAUUGCCCUUUUCCUUGACGAACCGACCAGCGGUCUGGAUAGUCAAGGUGCUCUUAACAUAGUCAAGCUUCUGAGAAGACUCGCAGAAGCAGGCCAGACCAUCAUUUGUACCAUCCACCAAGCUGAUCAACAGCAAUUCGAGCUUUUCGAUCGUGUGCUUGCACUGGCUCGCGGAGGACGACCGUACUAUUUUGGCGACAUUGGCUCGCAUGGUCGAACCGUGAUUGAGUACUUUUCCGCGCACGGUAUCGUGUGCGAACCAGGUAAAAACGUCGCAGAUUUCUUGAUAGAAGUUGCAUCUGGCAAGACUACAAAAGAACUGGAUUUAAGCAAGGUCUGGAGCGAAUCGGCAGAAGCUGAAGCAGUCCUUCGCAAGGUUGACGAAUUGACAACCUCUGGAGCAUCUGAUGGCACUGAGGCUUCAUCAAAGGAGACGAGACGCAGAACACAAGUUACAUAUGCAUCGUCUAUGGCAAGGCAGAUCGUUGAAUUAACAAAACGAACCAUGACACAGUACUGGCGCACGCCGGAUUACAUCUACUCCCGACUUUACUGCUCCUUCUUCCACUCCGUCCUGAAUGGUUUGGCAUUCCUACAGCUGAACAACAGCGUCGCGAGUAUCCAAUAUCGGAUAUUCUCCUGUUUCCUAGUCCUCAUGAUUGUCCCGGAGUUUAUCAACGCGUCUUCGAUGAUGUUUGUCGAGAAUCGCAAUAUCUGGCUUGGCCGAGAGUAUCCUAGCCGCAUAUAUGGCUGGGUAGCUUUCACCUCCGCACAGAUCAUUUCUGAAAUUCCCUGGGCGUUCGCUGGUGGCCUCAUCUUCUACGUACUUUUUUAUUUCCUCGUUGGUCUACCUCUUGGGACUCCGGCUGGGUAUACGUUCCUUAUGAUGAUGAUGUUUCACCUUUUCAGCACUUCCUGGGGUCAGUGGAUUGCAGCACUCAGUGCCGACGCAGUCAUGGCCGCGAACAUCAUGCCCUUCAUUAUCAUAGUUGGCGAAUUUUUCAAUGGUGUUCUGCAGCCACAAUCUCUUAUGCCUGCUGUAUGGGCUUACACACUAUACUAUGUCGGUCCAUUUAUGUAUUGGAUCUCCGGCGUGGUUGCAAUGAUCCUGGGCGAUCUGACCAUACACUGCAUGGACUCUGAACUCAUCCGCUUUCAAGCGCCUCCUGGAGAUACAUGCGCAACCUACGCACAGGCAUGGUUGGAUGGCACGACGGGAUAUCUAGUCAAUCCGAACGCUACUCAAGAUUGCGGGUAUUGUCAGUACUCGAAGGGCGAGGAUUAUCUCGUCACCAGGCAAAUUUCCGUUUCGAAUGCUUGGAGAAAUCUGGGCAUCUUUGCAUUGUUCUGCGUAUCGAAUUAUCUGUCAGUGUAUCUUUGGGUCUACGUCAAGUCGGUCAAGAACUGGCUUCCGUGGUAA